Molecule: messenger RNA, 1340 nt
Organism: Oncorhynchus mykiss (rainbow trout)
Lineage: Eukaryota; Metazoa; Chordata; Actinopteri; Salmoniformes; Salmonidae
Gene: rpl5a
Product: ribosomal protein L5a
Biological process (GO): translation; ribosomal large subunit assembly
Cellular component (GO): cytosolic large ribosomal subunit; ribosome
Molecular function (GO): 5S rRNA binding; structural constituent of ribosome
Source: RefSeq, a predicted model, not a curated record
UACUUAAUUUGAGGAUUGAGGGAAUGUGGUGUUUCUUUUAAAGUGUUUGGAAUGCACUAAAGUCUGGGAUUUCCCGAGACUACGACGAAUAAAAUAAUAUUCAUACAAUUUUCCUCCCAUCCAGUAGGUGGCGUGCUUUACCAUUUCUAUUCAUAGAAAGCGGUAUCCUGUCUGCGACGUCAGCAUUUUUGACCAACUCUGCAGCUACUUGGGAAGACUUUCAACUGUGAAGUUGGAAAAUUUUCAAAAAUGGGCUUUGUGAAAGUCGUUAAAAGUAAGGCCUACUUCAAGAGAUACCAGGUGAAAUUCAGGAGAAGGCGAGAGGGGAAGACUGACUACUUUGCCCGUAAGCGCCUGGUCAUACAAGACAAGAACAAGUACAACACUCCCAAGUACAGGAUGAUCGUGAGGUUCUCCAACAGAGAUAUCUGCUGUCAGAUUGCUUAUGCCAAGAUUGAGGGUGACCAGAUUGUCAGUGCCGCCUACUCCCAUGAACUGCCAAAGUACGGCAUCACAGUGGGACUGACAAACUAUGCUGCAGCCUACUGCACAGGCCUACUGCUGGCUCGCAGGCUGCUGAACAAGUUUGGUCUGGACCAGGUGUACGAGGGCCAAGUGGAGGUGACGGGAGAUGAGUUCAACGUGGAGAGUAUAGACGGCCAGCCGGGGGCCUUCACGUGUUUUCUAGACGCCGGGCUCGCCAGGACGUCGACGGGCAACAAAGUGUUCGGAGCACUAAAGGGCGCCGUCGACGGUGGCCUCUCAAUUCCUCACAGCACAAAACGUUUCCCAGGCUAUGACAUGGAGAGCAAAGAGUUCAACGCAGAGAUGCAUCGCAAACACAUCAUGGGCAUGAACGUGUCGGACUACAUGAGCUACCUGAUGGAGGAGGACGAAGACACCUACAAGAAACAGUUCUCCCGCUUCAUAAAGAACGGCGUCACGCCAGACACAGUAGAGCAGAUGUACAAGAAAGCACACGCCGCCAUUAGAGAGAACCCAGUCCACGAAAAGAAACCCAAAAAAGACGUCAAGAAGAAGAGGUGGAACCGCGCCAAACUCUCAUUGGCACAGAGAAAGGACCGCGUUGCCCAGAAAAAGGCCAGCUUUCUACGAGCACAGGAAGCAGAGGCGGCGGAUGGUUAGACGGACCACUGGCUUAAUAAAUGUAUUGCAAAUGACUUUGUUUCACCGUCACUUUGCUCCCUGCGGAAGCACGGCUUCCUGUAUACUGCAGUUUUUAUAUUUGAGGGAAAUUCUGGUGUGAUUGAAUGAGUUGAUUUAGCAGGUUCUCCCACACAUUCCGUUUUUAACAUCCUUUACGGACCUUUUUUAGUCUG